UAAAGUUCAGCGCGAUGACGAAGGCAGGGGGAAAAUCACAAGUGAAUGGAUCUGUGUAUGAGAAUGAGGAUUUUGUUUAUUCAUACGGAUGGAAUCGUGUCAUGAUGCACGCGAUUGGGGGCUGGCCUGAGGACAAUGACAACUUCUUCAUGAGGAAUCGAAUAUUCUUGAAUGGGCUCGCUCUUUUUCUUUUUAAUAUUCUACCGCAGUCGGCUAGUGUACCAGUGUUUCGGGGAGAUCUCAAUGCUCUCAUCGAGUGUUUGUCCGUGAAUUUGGCUAUAAGUCUUUCACUUCUGGAGCUAGUUUGGCUUGGCAUUCAGCGACCCACUGUUCAGAAAUUACUGAAGAUGAUGGCUGAAGAUUGGUUGAUGGAGAGAACAGUUGAGGAGCACGAGGAAAUGAUGAAGAUGACGAAAAUUAUCAGAUUGAUUUCGUCCCUCAGUUUUUACGGGACUAUUUGCCUCUUUAUAGUAUUCGUUUCUGUGCAGAUACUAGCAGGAUUGGCACUCAGAAAUGAUCCUAACGUCGAUCCAAGAUUAUCAAUUGGUUUUCUCUACAGUUGCGUUUUUCCUUUCGAUACUUCAUCACGGUCUGUUUUCAUCCCGAUCUGGAUAGGCCAAUUUUUCUGCACUUAUAUAUCAAUGGCUGGGUACUCUUCACCUGUUAGCUUCUUAGGAAUGUUUGUAUUCCAUCAGUGUGGUCAACUGAAAUUACUGCGUCUCAGAUUAGAGGGAAUUGUUGAUAAUGAAACUAUGGGAAAUCCCCGUGAAUUCUGGAGAAGACUCGGGAAAAUUGUCGAGAGACAUGAGCAGCUCAAUGAACGAACAUCAGAGAUCGAGGAGAACUUCAAUAAAAUUUUUCUCGCUGCCGCAAUAGAUUGCAUUUUCGUCACAUGUACUCAAGGUUUCGCGGUAAUCACGGUGUUGCAAACUGAAGGAGAUUUUCCAGUGUUCCAGAUGAUUUUUCUAUUCGUCUUCACUACUUAUGAUUUGGGCCACUUUUUUGUAUACUGUCUGGCAGGAGAUAUAUUGAUGACUGAGAGCUCAAAUUUUGGUGUUUCUCUAUACAACAGUCAAUGGUACAAGCUGGCUCCUAACGAAGUGAAAGCAGUUCUCAUCUUCACCAGUCGAUGCAUCCUGCCGCAAAAAAUAACUGGGGGAAAAUUCACAGCUCUGUCACUUCCCCUUUUUGCAAACAUCGUCAAAACAGCAGCCAGUUAUCUAUCAGUACUACUCGCCAUGAAGGUGUAA
Molecule: messenger RNA, 1250 nt
Organism: Diachasma alloeum
Lineage: Eukaryota; Metazoa; Arthropoda; Insecta; Hymenoptera; Braconidae
Gene: Or18
Product: odorant receptor 13a
Exons: 8
Coding region: 15-1250 (411 amino acids)
Biological process (GO): sensory perception of smell; detection of chemical stimulus involved in sensory perception of smell
Cellular component (GO): plasma membrane
Molecular function (GO): olfactory receptor activity; odorant binding
Source: RefSeq, a predicted model, not a curated record